Molecule: messenger RNA, 4735 nt
Organism: Lytechinus pictus (painted urchin)
Lineage: Eukaryota; Metazoa; Echinodermata; Echinoidea; Temnopleuroida; Toxopneustidae
Product: prenylcysteine oxidase 1-like
Exons: 5
Coding region: 59-1582 (507 amino acids)
Biological process (GO): prenylcysteine catabolic process; prenylated protein catabolic process
Molecular function (GO): prenylcysteine oxidase activity
Source: RefSeq, a predicted model, not a curated record
GGGCGUGUUCUCUAACUCUCGCGAUCAAUCCUUAUUUGUUUUCCGAUUUUCAGUCAAAAUGUCACCAAUACCAUAUUGGUCUAUUUUAGCGUUCAUUUUCUGUACCUAUGUGGGCUCAUUGUCGUACUCUUUACAGACACUUGAAAGUGUUGAAAAUCUUAGGGAACAACGAAGUCCCGUGAAAAUUGCAAUUGUUGGAGGAGGCAUUGGUGGUACAUCUAAUGCGUUCUUCCUUCGAGAUCUAUUCGGUGAAGAUGCUGCCAUCACUCUCUUCGAGAAGGGUACAAUCGGGGGUCGCCUAGCAACCGUCUCCAUUGCCGGUGCCCAGUACGAGAUGGGCGGAUCAAUCGUCCAUCCGCGCAAUCUCUACAUGAAACAAUUUUUGCAAGAUUUUGGACUGAAAGAGAGAGAAACCAAAGGAACGGAUGGUACACUGGGCAUCUUCAAUGGAGAGGAAUUCAUAUUUAAAUCCAGCCGAUAUUCCAUAUUAACACUUAUAAAGAUGCUAUGGCGAUAUGGAUUUGAUAUCUUUCGGCUGAAUUGGACCAUCGAUAAAGUACUUGACAAAUUUGCAAGGAUAUAUGAUUUCCAAGAUGGCGGACAAUCUUUCACUGACAUCGAGGGCAUCAUGAAUGCUAUGGGAGGGGAGGAGUUCAUAGGAUGGCUUCGUAAGCCCCUUGGUGUUGUCCUCAGAGAAGAAGGCUUCUCAGAAAGAUUUAUCCAAGAGCUGGCUGCCAUAGCGACGAGAGCGAACUAUGGUCAGAACCUGGAUAUGAUGGGGUUUGCAGGUAUGGUGUCCCUGGCUGGUGCUAUGCCUGGUUUAUGGUCUAUCGAGGGUGGUAAUAAGCGUGUUCCUCAACAACUCCUUCAAAGAUCUGGCGCAACGCUAAUGCAGUCUCAGGUACAAUCUGUUGAGCGUGUAACUGGUAAGUCUGCAGAAAAGCCAAUCUUCAGAGUCACAUGGAACGAGCCUGCCAAAGGUGACCAGAGCAUUGUCUUUGACAUUGUCAUGAUUGCUUCACCCAUUGAGGACAAUCUCUCAGGUAUCGCUUUCAGUGGCUUUGAUCAUCCAAUCACUGCCAACUUCACAGGAGAUUACCGUCACACAGUUGCCUCUUUUAUCGAGGGGCAUCAGCGACCAUCAACCUUUGGAGUCUCGCCCAAAGGCCAACUCCCGGGCUCGAUUUUCACGAACGCAGAAGUGCCUCUGAACAUCCGGACCCUUGCCAAGAACUACCCUGUUGACUACAACCCAGAGACGUUCAACGCAUCAAGACAAGUCUACAAGAUCUUCUCCACUGGUGUCCUCAACGAUACGCAAAUGGAUUCGUUGUUCGAGUCAUAUUCGGAAGCAACCCACCAUGAUUGGUUAGCGUAUCCCUACUACCAUGAGCGUAAUACAUUCCCUGGCUUUGUCUUAUCAGAAGGGUUGUUUUACCCCAAUGCUAUUGAAUGGGCCGCUAGUGCCAUGGAGAUGGCAGUUAUAGGAAGCCGGAACAGUGCCAUAUUGGCUUACCAUUAUUGGCAUGGGGAAUCCCCCAAAGGGAAAGUGGGAACCUCUAGAAUUAGGCAAGAAUUAUGACUCUAGAGUUAGGCAAAAACGUCACUUGUCGAUAUUUAGUUCAAUUGCUCUUGAAUAUCAAAGUGUAGAUUGUGUAAUAGCUGACCUUUAUAAAAAUUGGCCCUUACUCUGAAGUCAGGUUUAACUUUAAUAGACCAUGGUCUAACUCUGUGCUAAAAUUAUAGGAAGACAAAAGUGUCAAAAUAUUUAUUAAGUUGUAUGUUUCUAAUGUUUACUGUGCUCUUUCCUGAUUCUUCAAGACAAUCCAUCUAUUCAUACUUCCUAGACAAUUAUGAAUGAUUUGAGAGUUAAAUGAGCUGAAAUAUGAUAUCUCCACUGUUAGUGAUGUAUGUUACAAUAAUUGGUCUCCAUACUUAAACGACAACUUUAAACCUGAGUUUAAGUUAAACCCGACUUCAGAAUACGGCCUUUGCAUCCUGGCUGAUUCAGCAGGAUGAUUUUUUAUAUUUUUUUAGGUCUCAAGUACAAAAUUGUGUGCACUUUGCAUGUAUACUUUGACAUACCAUACUAUAAGGUUUUGCCAUAAACCUUCAAUCAUAGCAACUGAAAUAUAAACAUUUAAUGGAAAUAAUUAAGAAUUUGUAACUCAGGGAUGAUUAUAACUGAAAAAGGUUUAAUAUAAACAUUUAAUGGAAAUAAUUAAGAAUUUGUAACUCAGGGAUGAUUAUUACUGAAAAAGGUUUGAUAUAAACAUUUAAUGGAAAUAAUUAAGAAUUUGUAACUCAGGGAUGAUUAUUACUGAAAAAGGUUUAAUAUUAAAGUAUAAUGUCAUGCUUUGAUAUUAAGCUGAAUAUUACAUGUAGGCAUGUGAUAUUUGGGGAACAUUAGUAAUGAGGGGGGGGGGGGAUGCCUUCUUUAUUCAUGUCUUGAUCUAUGCAUGUAUGUGAUGUACCUGUACAUAAUGCAUGAGACUGUGUCUCAAACCAACUAGCAAUUUACAUGUAUAUCAUCUGUAGCUGUUCCGAAUGGCCAAGUGGUCUAUGUUAUUGAUCAAUACAUUCUUUGGGAGAAUGUCUAAAUAAGCCUGUUCACUCUUAGAUAAAGAAAUUUUCUGAGAGAGUUCUAUGCUUUUCCCAUAUUUGGGACAUUUAAAAGAUUUCCUAAGAGGUUCUAAAUUAUAAUAAACAACCACGUUGGAGUCUUUUAGGUUCUUCAUAAAACCAUUUCAGAUUCUUGAGCAUGUUUGGGAACGGUUUUUUUUUUUUUUUGAGGAAUCAAAAUACAGGAAAAUGGGUUCCAAUUCACACCUUAUUCGUAAGAGUACAUUGUUGAUAUUACUGUAGGAUACAAUCCGCAAUGAUUUAUGAUAUAUAGAAAAUUGUUUUAUGUACAUGAUAUGAUUUUUCUAUGAUACCUUUGUGUGUGUACCCUGUACAUGUAUGGAAACUUGAUCACUUGAAAUUUUGAUUUAACUUUCUAUAUAUACCCUCUUUGUAAUUAAGCCAUUCACUUUGGAAUCAUGCCCAAAGGACGAUACACUAUGUGUGAUAACCUCGGAAGUUUGUUUAAUCCCAUGCAUUUUCAUUGGUUUUUCUUAAAUUGCCAUUUGGUGACUUUGGAUCUUGAAACCAGUUGAUAUGAGGGGCUAUAAUAGCUUUCUGUGAUUCAACAACCACUCUAUUUGAUUAUUAGUCCAGUAGAUAUGUGAAAAAGAUGCUCGAAUCUGGCAGAAAGUGUGAAAUUUGGCAUACAGGGGUAUUUUUGGGCGCUGAUUUCAAAAAUUGCCGGCCCCAAGCGUUUUGACCAUCGGAUCGGCCGCCAUUUUGAAAUCCAAGAUGGCCGCCAUGAAAAAUCAUUAAAUGUCAUUUUCUUGAGUUUUUCAUGUCAUGUGACACUGAAAUUUUGCAUAAAGGGGUAUUUUGAGGCACUGAUUUCAAAUAUUGCUGGCCCCCAGCAAUUUGACAAUUUGGCCAGCGGCAAAAUGGCCGCCAUCUUGAAAUCCAAGAUGGCCGCCAUGAUAUAAUAUAGCAAUCAUUUUCUCGAGUUUUAUAUGAACUGCUGUAUUGAAAUUUGGCAUAUAGGCUUAAUUUGGGGUGCUGAUUUCAAAAAUUGCCGGCCCCAAGCGAUUUAACCAUGGGGUCGGCCGCCAUUUUGAAAUCCAAGAUGGCCGCCAUGAAAAAUCAUUAAAUGUCAUUUUCUUGAAUUUUUUAUGUCAUGUGACACUGAAAUUUGGCAUAUAGGGGUAUUUUGAGACACUGAUUUCAAAUAUUGCCGGCCCCCAGCAAUUUGACCAUUUGGCCGGCGGCAAAAUGGCCGCCAUCUUGAAAUCCAAGAUGGCCGCCAUGAUAUAUUAUUGCAAUCAUUUUCUCGAGUUUUAUAUGAACUGCGGUAUUGAAAUUUGGCAUAUAGGCUUAAUUUGGGGUGCUGAUUUCAAAUAUUGCUGGCCCCAAGUGAUUUGACCAUCGCGUCGGCCGCCAUUUUGAAAUCCAAGAUGGCCGCCAUGAGAAAUCAUUAAUGUCAUUUUCUUGAGUUUUACAUGACGUGUGACACUGCAAUUUGGCAUAUAGGGGUAUUUUUAGGCACUGAUUUCGAAUAUUGCCGGCCCCCAGCAAUUUGACAAUUUGGUCGGCGGCAAAAUAUCCGCCAUUUUGAAAUCCAAGAUGGCCGCCAUGAAAAAUCAUGAAAUGUCAUUUUCUUGAGUUUUACAUGAUAUGUGACACUGAAAUUUGGUAUAUAGGGGUAUUUUGAGGCACUGAUGUCAAAUAUUGCCGGCCCCCAGCAACUUGACCUCCAGGUCAGCGGCAAACCGGCCGCCAUCUUAAAAUCCAAGAUGGCCGCCAUGAAAGAUAAUUUUCUCAAGUCUUACAAAUGGCCUGUAACACUUUAAAUUUGGAGAAAAACUUGAUCUUUGCAUCCUUGAUCAAUGAAAAGAACCUACUAAAUAGAUGCUAUUUUGAAUUUCAAUAUGGUUACCAAGUUUGAAUGAUGUACAACAUUAUAAUGGUGAGUAAAACCCAUUGUAUAGGCACUGAAAACAAAUCCAACACAACCACAUAUUUGUCCAUUGCAAGGAUUACAAUACUUUGGCACCUUUAAUUGCUGAUAUAGAUGUUACGUAAGUAUGAAGUACCAUACAUACACAAACCAGCUAGCUUCUUCUGCAGUUACACAUUUGAAGUGGCUUUGGUUGAAUAAUAACCAUCCGGAACAAUC